AUCCCGACAGGCCCAGCGGCUGGGAGCGUCACGUGAGACCGGGCGGUGGACGGGGGAGGCUUGUCUCCACUGUUUCUUGGUCUCAAUGGUUGUCAGAGGUGGGCAUCUUUGACGGAGGAGCUGCUGGAGCUCCAGUGUGGACGGGAUGUUUCGUCUUAACAAACUUUCUGCAUUGGCAGAACUGGCUGUGCGCUCUCGAUGGUACCACGGAGGAUCACAGCCCACCCAAAUCAGGCGAAAACUAAUGAUGGUGGCUUUCCUGGGAGCAUCUGCAGUAACUGCAAGUACUGGUCUCUUGUGGAAGAGGGCACAUGCAGAAUCUCCACCAUGUGUAAACAACCUAAAGACUGAAAUUGGUGAUAAAGGGAAGAGUAAAGAUGAAGGGGAAAUUUGUAACCAUAAGAAAAAGAGUGCAGAUCUUGAACCUUAUCCAGAAGAGAAAAAGAAGAAACGUUGUGGAUUCAGAGACAGAAAAGUGAUGGAAUAUGAGAAUAGGAUUCGAGCUUACUCUACACCAGACAAAAUCUUCCGAUAUUUUGCCACCUUGAAAGUAAUCAAUGAGCCUGGUGAAACAGAAGUAUUUAUGACGCCACAAGAUUUUGUGCGAUCCAUAACACCCAAUGAAAAACAACCAGAACACUUGGGGCUGGAUCAGUAUAUAAUAAAACGCUUUGAUGGAAAGGUUAAAUUCUCCAAAAAGAAAAAGAAAAUGUUAUACAGGAAAAUUUCCCAGGAACGAGAAAAAUUUGCUGAUGAAGGCAGUAUAUUUUACACCCUUGGAGAAUGUGGGCUCAUAUCCUUUUCAGACUACAUUUUCCUUACAACUGUUCUUUCCACUCCUCAGAGAAAUUUCGAAAUUGCCUUCAAGAUGUUUGACUUGAAUGGAGAUGGAGAAGUAGACAUGGAAGAAUUCGAACAGGUUCAGAGCAUCAUUCGAUCCCAAACCAGUAUGGGUAUGCGUCACAGAGAUCGUCCUACUACUGGUAACACCCUCAAGUCCGGUUUGUGUUCAGCCCUCACAACGUACUUUUUUGGAGCUGAUCUCAAGGGGAAGCUGACAAUCAAAAACUUCCUUGAAUUUCAACGUAAACUUCAGCAUGAUGUUCUGAAACUAGAGUUUGAACGCCAUGACCCUGUGGAUGGUAGAAUUACUGAGAGGCAGUUUGGUGGUAUGCUGCUAGCCUACAGUGGGGUGCAGUCCAAGAAGCUGACCGCCAUGCAGAAGCAGCUCAAGAAGCACUUCAAAGAAGGAAAGGGUCUGACAUUUCAGGAGGUGGAGAACUUCUUUACUUUCUUAAAGAAUAUUAAUGAUGUGGACACUGCAUUGAGCUUUUACCAUAUGGCUGGAGCAUCUCUUGAUAAAGUGACCAUGCAGCAGGUGGCCAGAACAGUGGCUAAAGUGGAACUCUCCGACCACGUGUGUGAUGUGGUGUUUGCACUCUUUGACUGUGAUGGCAAUGGGGAGCUGAGCAAUAAGGAAUUUGUUUCCAUCAUGAAGCAACGGCUGAUGAGAGGCCUGGAGAAGCCCAAGGACAUGGGCUUCACCCGCCUCAUGCAGGCCAUGUGGAAAUGUGCACAGGAAACUGCCUGGGACUUCACUUUGCCCAAACAGUAACGCAGAACGGCAAGAGGGGGCCACCUCCUCUACCCAAGCACCCUGGACCCCCUUGAGCAGAGCCUUGAUACAGCCCUUUGUGCUGCUCCUUGUGGAAGUCGUGCUCACUUCCUCCUGGGAAUGACCUCAGGAUGCUACCAGUAUCUCCUCUCUACCUGUCGCCUGUCCCAGUGUUCUGCUAGGCUCUGAAUUUGCCCAAUGGUUAACCCCAUAGGUUCUCAAAAACAUGAACAAAUCUUAAAAGCUCAGACCUUUGGCACCUUGGACAGCACUAUCCAUUCAGGCACCUUAUAGACAAAGAAUGCAGGGAACCAUUCACACACCUGUCAACCCUAGAAAACAUCCAGUUCUCAAAUCGUUUUCACUGUGGAUUUAUAUUAACAAGAACAUUAUUUUUCCUCCUGCUGGUGUUUUUAAGCUACAAGUUGGGAAAAUCUUUGGCAGGCAAAAGGAAGUCUGUGUUGAAUGAUAAUGAGGAUGGUCUGGGCAAAUGACCUGAGCUGGUGGGAAGCCUGGGCCAGAGGAAGGGUCUGUGUCAGUUACUGGGGCGGCUCUGAGGCCUGCUCCAAGAAAGCAGUGCGCUCAGUGGGAGCAGAGCAAGAUUCAGAAUUUACAGUAGUGGCUUCGUGGCUCUCUCCACUCCCUUCCUUUCCUCUCAGACUCCCUAAGACGACUUCACCAUGACUCUGCUUAAUGAGCAGCGGUGAUUGAGUUCAUGUUCCCUGCAAGUGCUAUUUCCCAUCUGGGAAUGGGCCUCUGAAGCUGAGGCCUGGCUCAGAAACUGUCUGCUCUCUCUUAAACACUUGGAAAAUAUUACUUUAAUUAUAACAGUUUGCUGUAAACACC
This is a messenger RNA of Cynocephalus volans (Philippine flying lemur), 2461 nucleotides long. It is a transcript of the gene MICU1, whose product is annotated as mitochondrial calcium uptake 1. Gene Ontology annotation, biological process: mitochondrial calcium ion homeostasis; calcium import into the mitochondrion. Bases 146 to 1615 code for a protein of 489 amino acids. The record is from RefSeq and is a predicted model, not a curated record. NCBI's taxonomy places the organism in Eukaryota, Metazoa, Chordata, Mammalia, Dermoptera, Cynocephalidae. The transcript has 13 exons. Gene Ontology annotation, cellular component: uniplex complex. Gene Ontology annotation, molecular function: calcium ion binding.